Molecule: messenger RNA, 1096 nt
Organism: Bufo gargarizans (Asiatic toad)
Lineage: Eukaryota; Metazoa; Chordata; Amphibia; Anura; Bufonidae
Product: L-xylulose reductase-like
Exons: 8
Coding region: 104-838 (244 amino acids)
Biological process (GO): glucose metabolic process; xylulose metabolic process
Molecular function (GO): L-xylulose reductase (NADPH) activity; carbonyl reductase (NADPH) activity
Source: RefSeq, a predicted model, not a curated record
CUCUCCGCUUCCUGCUCCUUUUUUUUUUUUUUUUUUGCAGAGUUGACAUUUUCCACUGCUGAAGUUAAUAAACACCCGAGUUCCUCCUCCACACACUGCCAGGAUGGAGAUCAGCUUCACGGGGCAGCGAGCUCUGGUCACCGGGGCAGGGAAGGGGAUCGGGCGGAGCACAGUAAAGGCGCUGCAGGCGGCGGGAGCCGAGGUGAUCGCAGUGAGCCGGAGCCCCGAAGACCUGCAGAGCCUGGCCCUGGAGUGCCCAGGAGUGGAGACUGUGUGCGUGGACCUGGGGGACUGGUCAGCGACAGAGGCCGCCCUGAGUAAUAUCGGGGCAGUGGACCUUCUGGUGAAUAACGCGGGUGUUGCUUUACUGCAGCCCUUUCUUGACGUUACACAGGAAGCAUUUGACAGGAGCUUUGAUGUGAAUGUGAGAGCUACUGUCGUGGUGUCACAGAUUGUUGCCCGUCACAUGAUUAAGCGCGGAGUUGGGGGCGCAAUCGUCAAUGUGUCCAGCCAGGCAUCACAAGUCGCAUUACAGGACCACUCUGUCUAUUGCGCCACCAAAGGAGCUCUUGACAUGUUAACAAAGACGAUGGCUCUCGAACUGGGACCCAAAAAGAUUCGUGUUAAUUGUGUGAAUCCCACCGUAGUCAUGACUGACAUGGGACGUGCUAACUGGAGUGACGCUCACAAAGCUGCCCCAAUGCUGAAUCGGAUCCCAUUAGGUCGCUUUGCCGAGGUGGACGAGGUGGUUCACAGCAUUCUCUUCCUGCUCAGUGAUAAAAGUACCAUGAUCACCGGCUCCUGCCUCCCUGUGGAUGGAGGAUUCCUGGUAACCUGAUCGAGAGAAAACCGAUUCCUCAGGUUGGCAGAAACUCGUCAUGUGCCUUCUCCCUUUCUGCCCCUUAUGCUGUAGAAGAAUCCUGGAUGCUGCAGCUAGAAGAUAUUCUGCCAUACGCUCUCAUUACUGGAUAUAUUUGUUAGUCCCGACAAGAGGAAAUGUGAUUAUAGCCAGGACAACAUUCAUGUGUAGCAUCAGCGAGCUGAUCGCUGCCCUGCCUGCCUUAUGAGCCGAUCAAUAAACCAUUACUGGAAACAC